Messenger RNA from Pestalotiopsis fici W106-1, 1050 nucleotides. RefSeq lists its product as uncharacterized. Bases 1 to 1050 code for a protein of 349 amino acids. The record is from RefSeq and is a predicted model, not a curated record. Gene Ontology annotation, molecular function: oxidoreductase activity. The transcript is spliced from 5 exons. NCBI's taxonomy places the organism in Eukaryota, Fungi, Ascomycota, Sordariomycetes, Amphisphaeriales, Sporocadaceae.
AUGACCGCUGCUGCAAUGUCUUUGGCUAGCCUCACCAGAACCUACGAAAACACGUGCCCCGCGACCGAGUCAGGUACGCUGCGGCUACGAGGCGCACCUGAAGUCAAGGAUGGCCAUCUCGUCAUUAAGCCGGUCUUGGUAUCCGACAACUCGGUCUUUGGGGCUGAAGUAUCGGGAGUUGAUUGGAGCCAGCCACUGUCGAAAGAUACGGUGGACCAGCUCGUAAGAGUGCAGGAUCGCUAUGCUGUCCUCAUCUUUCGCAAAACCGGCCUCGACAAUGAAAGACACAUUGCCUUUUCUCAACAACUAGGAGAGCAAGAAAUCAACCCUUUCUUUUAUGGCAGAGAGAAUGAUCGCAUUGGGGAGCCGUUCCUCUGGGACGUAGGAAACAUCAACUUGGAUGGCACGCUGGUCCAACCAGAUCAGCGGAGAUGGCAACAUAGUCUCGGCAAUGCGCUAUGGCAUACAGACUCGUCUUAUCACCAACAACGAUCAAAAUACUCGCUCCUCCUCUCUCACGGCAAUCCAGUCAAGGGCGGUUCCUGGACGCACUUUGCCGACAUGCGGCGAGCGUAUGCCGACCUCCCACAGUCCAAGAAGGACGAACUCGAAGGACUUAUCGUCGAACAUGACCUGUGGCAUUCGAGAAAAUUGGCAGCGCCAGAGACAUUUAGUAAUCCUUUACCCCACGAACUGGCCUCGAAGCCACCUGCGUACCAUCGACUGGUGCAAACUGCGCCGAACGGCCAGAAGACGUUAUAUCUAGCUGCGCAUGCCAAAUUGAUCGUGGGGCGCUCCCUCGAGGAAAGCCAGAAACUGAUCUGGGAGCUCAUGGAUCACUGCACACAACCAAAGUACGUUUUCAGCAUGGAAUGGCUGGAAGGAGGAGACAUGGUUUGGUGGGACAACAGGCAAUCAAUGCACAGGGCGAACCCCUACACUACUUCCAUGACAGCCCGUGACGUGCGCCGGGCUACGGUCAUUGAUGAUGGCCCGCUGGCUCAUGGUGUUAGCGUCGAAGAGAGGACGGCCGCUCUGAAGGGCAAUUAA